Molecule: messenger RNA, 2145 nt
Organism: Anarrhichthys ocellatus (wolf-eel)
Lineage: Eukaryota; Metazoa; Chordata; Actinopteri; Perciformes; Anarhichadidae
Product: RNA polymerase II-associated protein 3-like
Exons: 18
Coding region: 120-2084 (654 amino acids)
Molecular function (GO): protein binding; metal ion binding; RNA binding
Source: RefSeq, a predicted model, not a curated record
ACAAGAAGAAAACAGUGGCAACACUAUAAAAUAUACCUUCAACGAGAAAGAUACAAAUAACCUUAAAUAACGUCCGUAACAGCCGCAGGGAAACCAACAGAAAGACGUUUGCUUAAACCAUGCCUAAAAAGAAGGACAUUGUUAAAGGUGGUGCUCCUAUCGCCAGGAUUCGGGAGAACUCGAGACUGAUGCGCACGCACGAAUCCGUGGUAGAUUUCAUAAAUGGACGUCAUUCUGCAGGCUCUAUCCUGGAUGUCUUUGCCUCUGGAUUAUUAGGUUUAGAUUUUUUGAGGACCUUUGAGGGAGAACUGGACGACAUGGUGUAUUCUGACGAGGACUAUGAUGUUGACGAAGAUGAAGACGAUCGUCACGUUUAUGCACACACUGCUGCUUACAAGCAUUUAGAACCACAUCCCCGAAUAAAACAACUCACCGACGAGGAGGCUGAUAAACAUGCAAAGGAACUGAUAGAAGAAGAGGAACGACGUAAGGACAAAACCGAGAAGAACAAGCGGAAGAAAUUGCGUAAAAAAGAAAAGAAGCGGUUAGACAAGAAGAAUGCAGUAAAAGACAUUUUAGCUGAGGAAGAAAUGGGGAAGUCGGACUCCUCGGACAAUCCGGCAGAAAAUCUUGUAAUUGAAAGUAAUGCAGAAGCAAAUGAUUGUCCUGAAUCUGGUCCAACACUGAAUGGAACGGAGGCAGCUGGACGCCAUGAGAAAAGUGCUAAUAAUAAAGAAGAAGAUCUUGCGGAGAUUAAUAAAACAGAAGAUGGGGAGCAAAAGGAUUUGGAUUUAAACAAUUCUAAUUCUUCUACAACAAAAUUGGAAACGUGUAACGAGAGACCUGCGAGAGAAAGAAAAAAGAAGAAAACUAAAUUACUGGAAGUUCCGCAGUCCAACGAGGAAAUGCAGAGAGUGGUGGAGAAACCUGAGGUUCAUAAGAAGAAGGAAGAGAAACAUGAACCCAAUAAAGAGGAAAUCAUGGACCACGCAGAAGAGUCGGCCAAGAGAAGCCGAGAGCUGGCUGGUUUUGGAAAUCGUUUGGCGGCCUCCGGACAGUACGAGACGGCCGUGAGAUGCUUCACCGACGCCAUUAAAUACAGCCCAAAGGAAUUUAAGUUAUUUGGAAAUCGGUCCCUGUGUUAUGAGAGACUGCAGCAGUAUGGGAACGCUCUCAGGGAUGCUGACAUAGCACUCUGCAUGCAGCCAAGCUGGAUAAAAGGUUUAUUUAGGAAAGGGAAAGCUCUCUGUGGGCUCAAGAGAUACUACGAGGCCUCGCUGAUCUAUAGGGAAGUGUUGGAGCUGGAAGGUUCCAGCGCUGAAGCCAUGCUGGAGCUGAAACGAGCGCAGACCCUGCACCUCAUGGAAAUGGGGUUCACCUGGGGGCAGAGCUCGGAGGCCUUGAAAACACACGCCACGAUGGAGCAAGCUGUCGAAGCUCUGUUUGGUGAUGGAAGUGAUCCGGGUCCUGGAGAUGCCGGUGCCAGUUGGGACAAAACGGAGCAACCAGUGGUGUGGGAGGAGAACUACGACGAGGGAGAGUGGGAGUUCGUCCUCCAAACAAACCGUCCCAGAAUGCAGCAGGUCAAAGAGUCCGAAGCUUUUGAGCAAAGCAGAUCGAAAUCACAGUCUCCGACGCCUCGCUCAAAGACUUCUGUGAAACCAGACAUUUUCUCCAUCUGGGUCGGAUCCUUGGCUCCUGCUGUCACCUACUCGACGCUCCACGAGCUCUUCAGCAGAGCCGGGACGGUCUGCAGCAUCAAGAUGCUGCUGGAGCACCAGUGUGCCUUCGUCAACUACACCAGGAAGGAGGACUGUGACCGAGCCAUCCAGUGUAUCAAUGGGAUGGUGGUAGAGGGCGCUCCGCUCUCAGUGCGAUAUCCCAAUAAGUUCUUCACUGGACUCGGUUUGUCCAAAUCAGCCGCCUCUGAGCCCUUUCCACGCCUCAGCCCGUACAAGAAGGAGUGCUUCUUCUGGAGGACCACGGGCUGCACGAGGCAGGACUGCACCUUCCGACAUGUGGCAGAGCACAGGAACAUCGACAAGGACAAAUUCACCAGCAGGCUGGGAAGCACCAACAUGUAGGCCAUCAGAGAUGAAACGCAUGCAUUGUUUCCUUUGACACGUGACACAGUGGUGGUGCCGC